This is a messenger RNA of Sorex fumeus (smoky shrew), 1028 nucleotides long. RefSeq names its product phosphomannomutase 1 (gene PMM1). NCBI's taxonomy places the organism in Eukaryota, Metazoa, Chordata, Mammalia, Eulipotyphla, Soricidae. Gene Ontology annotation, molecular function: phosphomannomutase activity. Bases 63 to 851 code for a protein of 262 amino acids. Gene Ontology annotation, cellular component: cytosol. The transcript has 8 exons. Gene Ontology annotation, biological process: protein N-linked glycosylation; GDP-mannose biosynthetic process; mannose metabolic process. The record is from RefSeq and is a predicted model, not a curated record.
CCUCCUCCCGCUCCUCCGGGCGCAGCCCCGCGACUCGGCGGCCCGCGCGCCGAGCUGCAGCCAUGGCGGUCGCCGCUGAGGGCGCCCGCAGGAAGGAGCGCGUCCUCUGCCUGUUCGACGUGGACGGGACCCUCACGCCGGCCCGCCAGAAAAUCGACCCCGAGGUGGCCGCCUUCCUGCAGAAGCUACGCAGCCGUGUGCAAAUCGGUGUGGUGGGCGGCUCCGACUACUCCAAGAUCGCGGAGCAGCUGGGUGAGGGAGAUGAAGUCAUCGAGAAGUUUGACUACGUGUUUGCCGAGAACGGAACAGUCCAGUACAAGCACGGACGGCUGCAGUCCAAGCAGACCAUCCAGAACCACCUGGGGGAGGACCUGCUUCAGGACCUGAUCAACUUCUGCCUCCACUACAUGGCCCUGCUCAGGCUGCCCAAGAAACGAGGGACGUUCAUCGAGUUCCGGAACGGCAUGCUGAAUAUCUCACCCAUUGGACGCAGCUGCACCCUGGAAGAGCGAAUCGAAUUCUCUGAACUGGACAAGAAGGAGAAGAUCCGGGAGAAGUUCGUGGAGGCGCUAAAAACCGAGUUUGCUGGCAAAGGGCUGAGGUUCUCCCGAGGAGGAAUGAUCAGCUUCGACGUCUUCCCCGAGGGCUGGGACAAGCGCUACUGCCUGGACAGUCUGGACCAGGACCGCUUCGACACCAUCCACUUCUUCGGGAACGAGACCAGCCCCGGCGGGAACGACUUCGAGAUCUACGCGGACCCCCGCACCGUGGGCCACAGCGUGGCAUCCCCACAGGACACAGUGCAGCGCUGCCGGGAGAUCUUCUUCCCCGAGACCGCCCACGAGGCCUGAGCCGCCUCCCGCCAGCUUUGGACUUCUGGGGAAUUCCCCAGGGCGCCCCCCUGCCGGGUGGAGCACCCCAGGGCCAGGACCCAGUGAGGCCCCUCCGGGUGGGCCUUGCAGCCCCGUCCCGCCCCGCUGCAGCUGCUGCGUCUGCCUUGGACCCACAGCGUCCGCACCCCCGGGAGG